This is a messenger RNA of Dracunculus medinensis (Guinea worm), 2445 nucleotides long. NCBI's taxonomy places the organism in Eukaryota, Metazoa, Nematoda, Chromadorea, Rhabditida, Dracunculidae. The record is from the annotation of a GenBank genome assembly.
AUGGCUCCAGUAAUUUUAGUAUCAAAUCGUGAAGAAGAUUCAAUGAAUACUGAACCAUCACUGAGUGGUCGGCAGGUUAUUGGAAUUAUAUACCCACCACCAGACAUCAGAACAAUCGUGGAUAAAACAGCAGCAUUCGUCGCGCGAAAUGGCGUUGAUUUUGAGAAUAAAAUUCGUGAAAAAGAAGCUGCGAAUCCAAGAUUCAGUUUUCUUAAUGCAACUGAUCCAUACAAUGCUUAUUAUCAACAUAAAGUUACUGAAUUUCGUGAAGGUUUAGCAAGUGAACCUGUUAUACAUCGACCACAGAUACCUGAGGCUGUAAAAGAACAUGUCAAGCAAGCAGAAUUUAUACCUCGUAAUCCUCCACCUCCUUUUGAAUUCGAUGCAGAUCCAGCAACAAUAAAUGCUUUUGACCUUGAUCUUAUAAAACUUACUGCAUUAUUUGUGGCUCGUAAUGGACGGCAGUUUUUAGCUGCAUUGAUGAACCGGGAAAUAAGAAAUUAUCAAUUUGAUUUUUUAAGAGGACCGCAUUCGAACUUUAAUUAUUUCACUCGACUUGUUGAGCAGUAUACCAAGGCUAGUUUCACUGAUCUGAUUAUCGUUCCUGCUACAGCGAUUGUAGAUGAUUUAAAAGCUGAAGAAGGAAAUACAAAAAAAUUAUUGGAAAAUGUCAAAUAUCGUGUAGGUUGGGAGAAAUAUCAGCGAGCACAAAAAGAAAAAGAAGACGCAGAAUUGGAAAGGGAGCGGCUUGCUUAUGCACAAAUAGAUUGGCACGAUUUUGUCGUUGUGCAGACUGUUGAUUUUCCAACAAAUGACGCAGCCACACUUCCUCCAUUUUGUACGCCAAAGGAUGUCGGUACCCGAAUACUUAUGCAGCAGCGACAAGAGGCAGCAGCCAAAGCAGCAGCUGAGCAAGCCGUCGAAAUGGAUGUCGAAUCAGAUUCAGAUGACGAAAAUAGAAUUCGAAACGAGGUUGAAGAAGAUGCUAUAGAUAAUAUUGAAGAGCCUCAGAAGAAAGCUCCUUAUGAGGUUACUCAACCGAUGCCUGCUCCACCUUCUGAAGAAACUGUAUUGAUACGCGAAUAUGAUCCGAAGAAAGCUGUAGCACAAAAGAAGACGGCUGAUAAAUGGAUUAUCUCGCCAUUAACAGGCGAACGCAUUCCUGCAGAUAAGUUACAAGAACAUAUGCGAUAUAACACAGUGGAUUCGCAAUAUAAAGAGCAAAGAGAAAGAGAAUUAUCUGAUCGCAACGAGGAAGAGCCUGUAUAUGCUCCCGGAGCGGAUAUUAGUACUAAUAUUGGCAAAUUCGCCGAGAGGCGUACAGAUAUUUUCGGUCAUGGUGCAGAACAGACUAUUAUCGGCAAAAAGCUAGGUGAAGAAGAAGAAGCACCUCGUGGUCCUGAUCCAAAAUUGAUUUGGGAUGGACAACAAUCAACUAUUGAUCAGACUACUAAACUUGCUCAACAAAGUAUCACAUUAGACCAACAAAUUAAUGAGAUACACAAACAACAUGGAUAUGUAGCUGAUCCAAGCAAAGAACGCAUUGGGCCUGGUCCAGUUCCUCCACCAUCGACUCAGCCAUCAAUUCCUAUUUCACAAGCACCUCCAGCUGCAAAUUCUGUCCUACCCACGACUCCUACUACUGUCGUUUCUGCUACACCACCAACUCAGUCUGCACCUCGACCUCCAGUUCCACCUCCACCGAGAAUGCCGGCCGCAGUUCCUGCUCCUCGAUUGUCAGUGCCCGUUUCUGGAGCUCGACCAGCAGUGUCAAUUCCUUCGUUGCCACCUAUGCCACCUCGGCCACCAACUGCCGGAACACCACAAAUCCCACAACCUCGACCUCCACCGCCAGGUUUUCCUUCGAUCCCUUUCCCCAGCGCAGCACCAAUAUCGAUGACACCAAUACCACAACCAGUCACGGUGCCAACAUUGCCUCAAGCAGUUAAUAUACCACCAAUCCGGCCUCCAAUUGCUGUACCAAUAAUACCGAUGCCAACAAUGCCCCAGGCUACACUUCCUCCUAUUAACGGCAUUCCAGCUGCUGUGCCUUCUGCUCCAUGUGAAAAUAUACCACCACCUCCUGACUCUGAUGGUCCACCGCCUAUCAAAAAAGCUCGAACAGAAGAUGAAUUAGAAAGUGAAAGUGAUUGGCUUUCUAAGGUUUCUGGGUCUAUUGAUGUUGGCGUGCAGACACCAGCUAAUUCGACCAAUCCGGAAUGGAAAUUGGAUGGAUCGAUAAUUAAUGUUUCGAUGGAUGUCGCUGCACCGGUUUCCACUUUGAAGAGUGCUGUACAAGAUAUGACUGGGCUUCCUUGUUCGAAACAAAAACUUGUAUUUGAGGGGUUCUUCCUAAAGGAUGCGUGUUCUCUGGCGUAUUAUAAUAUGAAAUCUGGAUCAGUCGUGCAAUUGCAAAUCAAAGAACGUGGUGGAAAGAAAAAAUAA